GGUUUCAGUCUUCUUAUUUAUUCUCUCUCUCUUUCUCUCUAUCUCAAUUCUGCAAUCGCGGCGAAUCUCUCUCAGGACUUGAUCGUAGGUUUUGAUCUGAUAAAAAGGAAGAUGUCUGCUACUCAGGAAGAAGACAAGAAGCCCGGUGAACAAGGAGGAGUUCACAUCAAUCUCAAAGUCAAGGGCCAGGAUGGAAAUGAAGUCUUCUUUAAGAUCAAGAGGAGCACUCAGCUGAAGAAGCUUAUGAACGCUUACUGCGACCGUCAAUCUGUGGAUCUCAACGCAAUUGCUUUUUUGUUUGAUGGGCGUCGUCUCCGUGCUGAGCAGACUCCAGAUGAGCUUGAUAUGGAAGAUGGAGAUGAGAUCGAUGCAAUGCUCCAUCAGACCGGUGGUGUUGCAAGUGGAGGCAUGUAUCUGUUCUGAUUUUAGUUGGUCUUUUAUGGUUUUCGAUAAUAUGUUGUGACAUAUAAUUAAUGGACAGUUUUCAAUAAGACGAUGGUGACAUUAUUAUUAGAUCCUAUGAUAACAAUACCAAUGGAAUGGGCUUUGAUUUGUGGA
Raphanus sativus (radish) is the source of this 558-nucleotide messenger RNA. Its product is annotated as small ubiquitin-related modifier 1. The transcript has 3 exons. The coding region runs from base 112 to 423 and encodes 103 amino acids. Lineage: Eukaryota; Viridiplantae; Streptophyta; Magnoliopsida; Brassicales; Brassicaceae. Gene Ontology annotation, cellular component: nucleus. The record is from RefSeq and is a predicted model, not a curated record. Gene Ontology annotation, molecular function: ubiquitin-like protein ligase binding; protein tag activity. Gene Ontology annotation, biological process: protein sumoylation.